CGGGAAAGCUCAGUUUGAGGAGGUGCUGCGCUGAAGCUGCUGAAGAGUCAAUACACAAUGGAGAAAAUAACAGAGAAACUUCUGCUGGAGAAAGGUUCUCCAAAAACCAACAAACUGGACCAAAUCAAGACACUGAAUCUGUCCAAGCUCCAACUGAAGCAUCAGGAUUUGCCCGUCAAGCUGCUGUCCGGUCUCAGGUCCCUUGAGCGGUGGGACCUGUCUGGGAACAGAAUCCAGGAGUUUCCCAAGAAUCUGGAGCUGCCUGCGCUUCGCUACCUGGACCUCAGCGACAACCAGAUGGAGGAUGUUACGACUCUGGAGUCUCUAAGCCUCCUGGAGGAGCUGAAGCUGGAGGACAACCUUUAUAUCACUGUGAGUGAUAAUCACAAGCUGAUGGUCUUGUUACCCAAACUGAGGAUGUACAACGGCAAAGAUGUCAGUACCAGUGCCAACCACUUACGCUUCGUCUACAGUGAGAACCUGAGGACCAGGACAAUCGCAGUUUGGGAGAAGAGCUUCAAUCUCCCAGAUCCCGUCACAGCAGAGAAGCUGUCGACCCUGGAGAAGAACUUUGUCAAUGCCGCCCGACAGCAGGUUAAAUAUGGACCCAGCUCAGUCUCUGACUUCACCAAAUGGAAGGUGGAGAUUAUAGCUAAAGAGUACCUGCUCUCUCUGGUGGAACCAAAGAAAGAACCGGAGAGCAACGAGUUCACUGAUACAAAAGACAACUGUGAAAUCUCAACUCCUACCAAGAGGAAACAAACUCCAGUAGUGGACCCCAGCGUAAGACUGACGCCUCUCAAAAAGCUGCGUUCAGAUCUCCCAGACUCCGCGGUCACAGUCAGUCCUCGCAAAACUACCCUCCGCCUCAAAUCUCAGACGCUAACCGACGGCGUCCGGAUAAGCCCCCGCAAGACCGAGCAGCCACCGUUAACCCCCACCAGAGGUCGGCCGAGGAAGGACACGCCCAAGAGGGCUACUAAAAAAGAUGACGGGGCUCAGAUUGAACAGGAGGAAAAUAUCAACAGAAAAGAUUCUACUGCCACAAAGCUGCAAAAACUUGUGAUGCCGACAGUGAAGAGCUGCAGCAAGCCGUUGCGUCUGAAGCCUCUACACGUGCUCCAGUGUCACAGUAAACAGGACAACUCAGACGACUUCUCCACUCAGCUGUGGGCCUGUGCUUUCCAGCCGCUGCCAGAUUCCACAGAUGAUUCUGCUGGAAGCCGCUUGGUGGCCACCUGUGGAGGAGACUCUGUCUGUGUGAUUGACUGUGAAACGGGGAUGGUGAUGAAGAAGUAUAAAGUUUCCGGAGAGGAGUUCUUCUCGUUGGCCUGGUCCACGGUGUUGAUGUCCAGGGGAGGCGGGGCCCCGGCGCAGCACUGCAGCAUCCUGGCGGCCGGUGGAAAGAGAGGACUGGUCAAACUGAUCCACCCCAGAAACAACGUGGCCUACGGGGAGUUCAGAGCCAGCCGCAAGGCGCUGUCCGUCCUCCGCUUCAACCACCAGCAGGGAAACUUCCUCUUCACGGGAUCUUAUGAUAACAAGAUCGUGAUGUGGGACAUCGGUGGAGUGGACAGCCAGUACAACUUCAAAGUUGUUCAGCUGAUGCUGUUGGAAACCAGCGCCACCCCCCUGCACAUCUGCCUCCCGCCCACGUCGCCCAGCACUCACCUGCUCACGGCCUGCGAGGACGGUCUGCACUGCUUCAACACGCAACUCGGUAACAACAGCACCACCAAGAGUAGGUCCAAGGAGAUGGAGAUAACUUUCCCCAUUUAUAAGAAGGAAGACGAAGAUCAUGACUACCACACUGUUGAUGGCCUGAGUUUCCUUGCUAAUGACAUAGUGGCCUCCAAGAACCACCUGCACGGUUCUAUUUACUUGUGGAGCUGGAGCAGGACAAAGGCUCAGCGGCCCGACAAGAAGAACAGGACGGUGUGUGCGGUGGUUCUGGCCGAGCUGCAGUGGGCCAACACAGAGAUUCCUUACCUGGCUCUCAACACCUGCCCCGGACAAGUCUACGUAGUGUGUGGUGACGACAAAGGACGACUGUGGACGUACCACAUCACCGACCUCCAGAACAACAGUUUCCAGAGCGGGAAACCCAUUCAGCCCACUGAGGUGUUGGAGUGGCCAACGCCGGUGGGGAAGGGUCAGUGCCAAGUGGAGGGCCCCUCCAUCAACAGUGUAGCAAUGGACCCUGAGCUACGCUACCUGGUGGCCCUCAGUGACAAGAACAUGGUGAUAGUGUGGAAAAGAGACGAGUGCUCCUGAAGAGAACAGUCGUGUGACUUUAACUCCGGAAGGGAGGUCGUACAAGUGAUUAGAGUUACUGUACCGGGGAAAGAACAGUAGAGAAUGUACCAAAUGUUGGUAUAUGUGAGAGUACUUCCAAUACAGAACUGAUAAUGUGAUGGAAUGUUACGAUGUCAGAUAACGGCCUUACUGGAUGUUUCUCCAGGAUCUGGUUAUAUACUCAUUUCCCUCCGUCUGUGUAAGGAAGGUCAUGUUGACCCUGCAGCUGCAGUUACAUCCGUCAGAGCCAAAAAAAACACCAGAUAGUUUAAAGUUAUACAAUAACAAUUCUCUGGAUUUUCUAUUUGAAAAAUAUCUCAUUCUACACACACACACUAUCAUUUUAGAAAUUUUAAAGUACAAAUACAAAAAGUCCAACCUCAACAAAUAUGAUAUGCAAACAAUCAACAAACAACUAAUUUUCUGUAAUUUUGGUAUAAAGGGUUUAGACCUUUAAACAGCAUAAGAACUGUAAAUAAAUAUGCACAAUUUAUACCAAAUAACCGACCCUACACUGUAAAUUGAGCUGUAAUUGGCCUCAGGUAUAUUUAUCUGAGUCCCUUGUACUAAAGUCCCUUGAACGUGUGGUUUUAUUUGAGUCCUUUGCUCAGUUUCAUGUCAUGGUUUCAGUUUGGUUUUAAUAAAGUGGCUCUGUGUUAAAUAUUA
Hippoglossus stenolepis (Pacific halibut) is the source of this 2961-nucleotide messenger RNA. RefSeq names its product leucine-rich repeats and WD repeat domain containing 1 (gene lrwd1). Lineage: Eukaryota; Metazoa; Chordata; Actinopteri; Pleuronectiformes; Pleuronectidae. The transcript is spliced from 16 exons. Gene Ontology annotation, molecular function: chromatin binding; protein binding. Bases 58 to 2274 code for a protein of 738 amino acids. The record is from RefSeq and is a predicted model, not a curated record. Gene Ontology annotation, cellular component: nuclear origin of replication recognition complex. Gene Ontology annotation, biological process: chromatin organization; establishment of protein localization to chromatin.